Molecule: messenger RNA, 3043 nt
Organism: Telopea speciosissima
Lineage: Eukaryota; Viridiplantae; Streptophyta; Magnoliopsida; Proteales; Proteaceae
Product: heat shock 70 kDa protein 17
Exons: 14
Coding region: 80-2764 (894 amino acids)
Biological process (GO): negative regulation of hypoxia-induced intrinsic apoptotic signaling pathway; endoplasmic reticulum unfolded protein response; cellular response to hypoxia
Cellular component (GO): endoplasmic reticulum chaperone complex
Molecular function (GO): ATP binding; ATP-dependent protein folding chaperone
Source: RefSeq, a predicted model, not a curated record
AUAGAGCUCGAAAGCCGUCUCAUUUGGUUCACAUUUACUAUCCGAACCUCACAAAAGCACUGGCUUUGAUCUGUCAACAAUGACGAUCUGGUUCAAGUUCGGUUUAGCUGUUUUUAUUCUUUCAAUUAUCACAAUUCCGUCGGAAUCAGCGGUUUCGAGUGUAGAUCUAGGUUCGGAAUGGAUGAAAGUAGCAGUUGUGAAUCUGAAACCAGGGCAGAGUCCGAUUUCGGUAGCUAUUAACGAGAUGUCGAAGCGGAAAUCCCCAGCGUUAGUUGCAUUCCAAGGAGGGAAUCGUCUACUUGGUGAGGAAGCCGCAGGAAUUGUAGCUAGAUAUCCUGAUAACGUAUAUUCAAACCUUAGGGAUAUGAUCAGGAAACCACCGAAGUACGUGAAGGAUCUUCUUGAUUCGCAGUACCUACCAUUUGAUUUGGGGGAAGAUUCAAGAGGAGCAGCGGCUAUUAGGAUCGAUGAUGGUGUUACUGUUUAUUCUGUAGAGGAGUUGGUGGCGAUGAUUCUUAGUUAUGGAAGAAAUUUAGCUGAGUUACAUUCAAAGGUGCCUACCAAGGAUGCGGUUAUCACAGUUCCGCCUUACUUUGGACAGGCGGAACGGAAGGGGUUGCUUCAAGCUGCUGAAUUGGCUGGGAUUAAUGUGCUUUCGCUUAUUAAUGAGCACUCUGGUGCAGCUCUUCAAUAUGGGAUUGAUAAGAAUUUCGCAAAUGAGUCAAGACAUGUUAUAUUCUAUGACAUGGGUUCGAGUAGCACUUAUGCAGCUCUUGUCCACUUCUCGGCUUAUAACAUGAAGGAGUUUGGGAAGACAGUGUCCGUGAACCAAUUCCAGGUUAAGGAUGUUAGAUGGGACGCAGCUCUUGGUGGUCAACAUAUGGAAUUGCGGUUGGUUGAAUACUUUGCGAAUGAGUUCAAUAAUCAAGUUGGGAAGGGGGUGGAUGUAAGGAAAUCCCCCAAGGCAAUGGCAAAAUUGAAGAAACAGGUUAAACGUACAAAAGAAAUUUUAAGUGCAAACACUAUGGCUCCAAUAUCAGUUGAAUCUCUUUAUGAUGACCGUGACUUUAGGAGUACCAUUACUCGUGAGAAAUUUGAGGAACUCUGUGGAGACCUGUGGGAGCAAUCUCUUGUACCUAUGAAAGAACUUCUCAAGCAUUCUGGACUGAAGGUUAAUGAGGUAUAUGCAAUAGAGCUAAUUGGUGGUGCCACCCGUGUCCCCAAGUUACAGGCUAAGCUCCAGGAAUUUCUUGGGAAGAAGGAUCUGGACCGACAUCUGGAUGCUGAUGAAGCUAUAGUGCUUGGUUCAGCACUUCAUGCUGCAAAUUUAAGUGAUGGAAUCAAGUUGAACCGUAAGCUAGGAAUGAUUGAUGGUUCCUCAUACGGAUUUAUGAUUGAGUUAGAUGGACCUGAUCUUUCGAAAAAUGAGCGCACUAAACAGACACUUACACAGAGAAUGAAGAAAGUCCAUAGUAAGAUGUUCAGGUCCAUUAAGCAUGAUAAAGAUUUUGAAGUGUCACUUAGUUAUGAAAGUUCACAUCCAUUGCCUCCUGGGGUCUCUUCUGAUAAAUUUGCUCACUAUGCAGUUACUGGUCUCGCAGAUGCUAGUGAAAAGUAUUCUUCUCACAAUCUCUCUGCUCCCAUCAAGGCAAAUCUGCAUUUCUCUCUUAGCAGAAGCGGAAUACUUUCCCUGGAUCGGGCAGAUGCUGUUAUUGAAAUUUCAGAAUGGGUAGAAGUUCCUAAAAAGAAUUUCACUGUGGAGAAUGCAACUACAACUACUCCUAAUGUAUCAGUUGAAGCUGGCGCAGGGAACACUACAGAAGGAAGCAAUGGCAAUUUGGUCAGUGAUGGUGGGAGCAGUAACACAUCAAGUUCCAAUCUUGAAGAGAAAACCAAUGUGGAUUCUGUGCCCGAAAAGAAACUGAAGAAAAGAACCUUUAGGGUCGCAUUGAAGAUAGUCGAGAAUACUAUAGGUCCUGGAGUGUCUCUUUCCAAAGAAGCCCUUGCAGAAGCAAAACUUAGAUUGGAGGCUCUGGACAAAAAGGAUACAGAGCGAAGAAAAACUGCAGAGCUUAAGAAUAACUUGGAAGGAUACAUUUAUGCUACCAAAGAUAAGCUUGAGUCCUCUGAAGAGCUUGAGAAAGUUUCAACUGGCCAGGAACGACAGUCCUUAAUUGAGAAGCUUGAUGAGGGGCAAGAGUGGUUGUAUACUGAUGGUGAAGAUGCAUCAGCAACUGAGUUCCAGCAACGCUUGGAUUUGCUAAAGGUUGUCGGUGACCCAAUAUUUUUCAGAUUGAAGGAGCUUUCUACAAGGCCAGAAGCAUGUGAAGUUGCUCGAAAAUAUCUGCUAGAGUUACAACAGAUUGUAAGCAAUUGGGAGAAGAAUAAGCCUUGGCUUCCCAAAGCUAGAAUAGAUGAGGUUCUGGCUGAUGCUAACAAGGUCAAGAAUUGGUUGGAGACGAAGGAGGCUGAGCAAAAGAAGAUUUCUGGAUCUAGUACCCCAGCAUUCAGAUCUGAAGAAGUAUAUCGGAAGGUAUUCGAUCUCCAAGACAAGGUUGGCAGCAUUAAUAAAAUCCCAAAGCCAAAGCCUAAAGUGGAGAAGCCUCCAAAGAAUGAAACAGACAGUGGAGGUCAGGAGAGUGCAUACACUUCCAAUUCAAAUUCUGACGAGACUUCCACCCAAACUGACCAAUCGCCUGAAGACCCAACUGGAUCAUCUGGUGACAAAUUAGACUCAGAAACCGAUGGUUAUGAUGAAUUGUGAUGCAAAUUUUGAAGUAUACUGCCAGCCUCUUAUUAGCAGAUGUAGAUGGUUGUGGCUUCUGCAACCCCACGGCUUUGAAGGAAUUAGAGUUACAAAAAGAGACCUUUCUUGUUGGAGGUUUCGCAAAUGGUUCUCGAGAUCUUCAUUUGUGCAUCUUCGGGGAGCCUAAAGAAGGAGACUGUAUUGUCCUUUGCCUUAAUUACUUACGUAAUUAUGUAUGGGGAUCCACAGGGCAUUUGGCAAUGCAAUGAUACGGAAAAUUAACCUAUUAGCAAACAA